UAAUGCCAAAGUGGAGUCCUUCAUAAAAUUUUUGUGACAGCAUUGCUAGCUUUCCAUGGGUCAAAUACAAAUUCCCCAAUCGUCAUCAAUUUCACUCCCCUACAGUUCUGAUCACUGGAAACCAGCUGUAGCCUCGUCGCCAGCACCGUCGACCAUCAACAGCACCGGCGACGAGUAGGCGACGUCUUGCCGCUGGCUAGCCAUUACAGGCUACACCCAGCCAAACCCCACCGCCAGCGAUGACGGUUAGUCGUCUUAGUUGCUCUCAGUCACCUACACGCUCCUCCUUCUCCAUACCAGUUAGCAACUGCUCGCGACCUCCUGCAGGCAAUUAACUACCCGCGCCGACGACUGCUCGGUGACAUUGUCAGGCAUCCUCGCCCCCCUAUCCAUUUCUUAGUUUAGGCUUUGGAUGAAGGAACGAAUUUCAUCUUUCGAUUGAUUUUGGUUAAUUGAUUUUGUUGUACUUUAAGUGAAAGGUUUACAGGUUGGACAUUUGAAAUAGAUGUUUAGAAUUAAAGGUAGGUUAUCGACAAAGCUAUUGAAUAUAACUGUAGCAUCUCUUUGUAAAGCCAAACAACUAGAAGAAGCAGAAACAUUGAUACUUGAUGGUGUAAAAAUAGGAGUGACAGCAGAUGUAGUGACUUACAAUACGCUCAUCACAGCAUACUGUCAUUUUGUAAGCAUUGAUGCAAGUUAUUCUUUUAUUCAUAGGAUGAAAGAAGCUGGGAUUAAGCCAGAUGUUAUUACGUAUAACUCUUUGAUAGCAGGUGCAACCAGACAUGGCUUGUUGUGUAGAUGCCUUGAUCUGUUGCAAGAAAUGCUCCAGUUGAGUAUUCUUCCUGAUACCUGGACUUAUAAUACAUUAAUGCAUUGUUUGUUUAGAUUGGGAAAAGCAGAUGAAGCCUUCAAGUUCUUCCAGGACAUUUUCUUGGGAGAUAUACCCCCUUGCCCAGUCACUUUUAAUAUUUUAUUUACUGGUCUCUGCUGUAGUGGGCAUACAAAGAAGGCUCUUAUGUUAUUUAGGAACUUGAAGGAUUGUGGGUUUAUUCCACAGUUGGUAACAUACAACAUUCUUAUUCACGGGCUUUGCAAUUUAGGACGAUGGGUACAUGCAAUAAAGCUUCUCAGUGAACUAGUGCAUAGAGGUUAUAACCCAAAUGCCAUUACUUAUACUACAGUAAUGAAAUGCUGUUUUAGGUCAAGACAGUUUGAAGAAGGGCUUCAGAUAUUGGAAGAGAUGAGAAGGAAAGGAUUUAUAUUUGAUUCAUUUGCAUACUGUACAGUCAUUAGCUUUUUGAUUAAGGCUGGCAGGAUGGAGGAUGCAUAUGAUUGUGUCAGAAAUAUGAUCAUGAAUGACAUUGAGUUUGAUUCUGUGGCUUACAACACCCUUAUUUAUUUCUACUGUAAGGAAGGGAAACUGGAUGAUGCCUAUGUGUUGGCGGAAGAUGCAGAAAGAAGAGGGUUUGAUUGUGACAUAUACACACACACCAUUUUAAUAAAUGGGCUAUGCAAGGCUGGAAAUAUGACAGAGGCAAUUCGACAUUUGAACUGCAUAAAGCUGAUGGGUUUUGAUUCAAGCAUUGUUGCUUUCAAUUGCUGUAUUGACGGGUUAUGUAAAGUUGGUGAGGUCAAUCAUGCGUUGAGGCUGUUUAGAUUAAUGCAAGAGAAAGAUUCUUUUACCUAUUCGACACUGGUGAAUGGUCUUUGCAAGGCUAGGAGGUUUCAUGCAGCAUCUGACAUAUUGCUUUCUGGUAUCAGAAGGGGUAUGAAGAUUCUGAAAUCAGAUGUUCGAGCAGUUAUUGAUGGUUUCCAGCAUUCUGGCUUUAUGCAUGAAGCCAGGGAACUCCAUUCUAAAAUCCAGCUGACCAAGAUGUUUAACUACAAGUGAACUGUCAAAAAUGCAAUGUUGGAGGUGAUGUGAUUACUUGACUUUCUGUUUCUGCUAGGGAGAGAUGUUUUCCCAACUCAACUGGUAUAGAAUGAAUUGCCACCUUAUUACAUUUUUAAGAAUAUAACUACUUCCGCUGAAAUUGAUAUCUUUUCCGCAUAUUGAAGGUGAGAAUGAAGUGUAAGUGAAUCUAGCAUCUUAGGCUCUUUGGAGACUAGGAGUAUGCAGCACUUUGGACCAGUUUGAGGUACGCCUCUCCAAUGGUCUCCCAUUUAAGUUGUAAUUGUGCUCAUGCUGUGAGGUUGGAAUGAGGAGCUUGAGAGCAUGAAUCUGGUCUUGGUUUCCUGGAUAAAGAAUUUCCCAAAUGUCUUACCAACAAGUUCUUUACGAUAAUUGUGAAAAGUAGACUCAGUAACAUUACCAUCAGUUCUCCAUUUUCUUGUACUGUUACAUUGUAAAUUGUAACUUAUAAGAGCCAUAUCUGGCUGAUAUGCAGGGCAGUUUCCUGCCUAAAAGAUACUUCAAACUGAUUGCAUUGGCACUUUUGUUGUCU
Messenger RNA from Cuscuta epithymum, 2444 nucleotides. The record is from the annotation of a GenBank genome assembly. NCBI's taxonomy places the organism in Eukaryota, Viridiplantae, Streptophyta, Magnoliopsida, Solanales, Convolvulaceae.